This is a messenger RNA of Hyla sarda, 3710 nucleotides long. It is a transcript of the gene LRRC45, whose product is annotated as leucine rich repeat containing 45. The coding region runs from base 522 to 2543 and encodes 673 amino acids. Gene Ontology annotation, molecular function: protein binding. The transcript is spliced from 18 exons. Lineage: Eukaryota; Metazoa; Chordata; Amphibia; Anura; Hylidae. Gene Ontology annotation, cellular component: centrosome. The record is from RefSeq and is a predicted model, not a curated record.
UACCUGUCAUUGUAUAGUUCAUAGUGUACGUGGAGAAACAAGCAGCUGGUAGAGGUGAGUGGCUGACUACAUGUCAUUGUAUAGUUCAUAGUGUACAUGGAGAAACAAGCAGCUGGUAGAGGUGAGUGGCUGACUACCUGUCAUUGUAUAGUUCAUAGUGUACAUGGAGUAACAAGCAGCUGGUAGAGAUGAGUGGCUGACUACCUGUCAUUGUAUAGUUCAUAGUGUACAUGGAGAAACAAGCAGCUGAUAGAGGUGAGUGGCUGACUACCUGUCAUUGUAUAGUUCAUAGUGUACAUGGAGAAACAAGCAGCUGGUAGAGGUUAGUGGCUGACUACCUGUCAUUGUAUAGUUCAUAGUGUACAUGGAGAAACAAGCAGCUGGUAGAGGUGAGUGGCUGACUACCUGUCAUUGUAUAGUUCAUAGUGUACAUGGAGAAACAAGCAGCUGGUAGAGAUUCCACCUUCCAGUGGGUGGCAGCAUUUGGGCACUGAGGAACGUCUCUUUUUGGCCCGCAAGUGAUGGAGGAGCUAAAACGGUUAUAUGUCCGGUUGUGCCAGGAGAAGGGGGCAGAACCCCAGGAUGCAGUGCUAAAGGAGCUACAGGCGAUGAGAGAGUCUUCUGGAAAGGGGAAACUGGAUUUAUCCACCCAGAAUCUUUCCAUAGAGUCCUGUCAGGUCCUGGGCCUCCUCCUGCAGAAUGAUGUCACUUUCUCCCACGUCAUCCUCAGCGACUGCAUGCUCAGCGAAGACGGUUUGAAGCAUAUAUUGCAAGGCCUCCGCAAUAACGCUGUAGCAAAGUACCUGGACUUGAAGGGCAAUAAUCUGCGUGGUGAAGGUGCAGAAGCAUUGGGGAAACUCUUGAGACACAACACCUCUCUGGUCAGUCUGACCUUGGAGUGGAACAACCUUGGCAUGUGGGAAGACGGAUUCUCUAAUCUGUGUGAUGGCCUUAGCUGCAACCAAACUCUUCAAAGACUGGACCUACGCAACAACCAGAUCAGCCAUAAAGGAGCAGAAGAAUUGUCCACUGUGCUGAAACACAACCUCGGCCUGCGAGAAUUAGACCUGCGAUGGAAUAACAUUGGUCUUCUGGGAGGUCGAGCCCUUCUUGAUUGUCUUCAAAGCAAUAAAAUCAUCAUGAAGAUGGAUCUGUCCGGAAACAACAUCCCCAGUGACAUCUUAAAGGCUAUUGAACAGGCCAUAGAUUAUAACCUGGAUAGAAAGACGGUGAAGACGGACAACCUGAAUCAGAGGCAGAUCCUUACCAGGGAAGUCCAGAAUAUAACACAAGAAAAGAAUAAGCAGUUCCUGGACCUGAUGGGAACCAUUGAUAAACAGAGGGAGGAGAUCAGCCGCAGCACCAGGACUACGACUUUGCAAGUCAGCAAACUUCAAGACGCGUUGGAUGACAAGAAAUCGGUUGUUAAUUCACUGACCGCCAAGUUACACAUGACUGAUGCGGCCUUGGCUUUAUCACAGCAGAAAGUGCAAGACCUUGGGGUGAUCCUGACUCAAACAAAGCGAGAUAGCUCCAGCAUGAGAGAACUGCAUGCCAAAGAACUGAGGAGGGAGAAGGAGGAAUCUGCAAUGCGGGAAGCGAAACUCAGACAAGAACUGUCCGCGUCUAAUGAGAAAGUUCUGCUGUACCGCAAUAAGGUGGAUGAGCUGGAGAGAAAGUGUAAGAUGCAGCAGGAGCAGCUGUUUGAUGUGAAGCAAGAACUCACAAAUACGAGUGCAGAGCUGAAGCUGCGGGCUGUGCAGGCAGAAGAACGCUUAGAAGCAGAGAAAAGAAGAUUCCGGCAGACACAGGAUGAAGCCAGCGUGCUGCGUCAGAAAGAAGUAGAGCACAUGACACGUCACAUGGAGGACAGUGAGAGGGUGGCGCAGGAACGGAUGCAACGUCUUGAAGCUACAAAACUGGCACUUGAGGAGGAACUGAGCAGGGUGAAGGUAACCUUAGCCAAUGAACGUGCCCAGGCUGAAGAGGAGAUUCUGAAAGCGAGAAGCACAGCCCAGCAGGAGGAGCAGCAGCAUGCCGCCCUUCUACAGGACAAGAUACGAACCUUAACCCAGUCGCGGGAUCAGGUGCAGAGUCAGGUUAUGCAGCAGAACCAACUAGUUGGAGAAGUGCAAGCUCAGAACAACCAGCUGUGCCUGGAAAUAGAAGGCCUAAAAAGACGAAUCGAUGGCUUGCAACAGGAGUUAUCAAAGAAGGAACAAGAGAAGGUGUCGGAAAUAACAAAGGUGCGAUGCGAGCUGCAACAGCAGAUGGGACAUCUUGAAGCGGAGUUGACCGCACAGGAAGGACUAAAGGAGAAGAUUUCUGCAUUGGAGAGACAGCAGAAAGUGCAGGCCAAUACCCACCGAGAGACGCUAUUGGAUAAAGAAGGUGAGAUCUCUUCUCUAUUGGAGAAGCUAAGACUGAAGGAUGCUGAGAUUCUAAGGAUGCGAGAGGAGGAAGCGCAGAGAGCCAGCCUUCUACAGAGCGCCAUCCUAAACUAUACCAGUACCCCUCUUGGCUCUGCCAGUGGAAGGAAAUAAGCCAACCUCUCCUGUAUGUUCAAUAAGCUAAGUCGGACCAAGUGCCUUCCAUUGUUAAAGGGGUACUCCAGUGGAAAACAUUUUUUUUAAAUCAACUGGUGCCAGAAAGUUAAACAGAUUUGUAAAUGACUUCUAUUAAAAAAAUCUUCACCCUUCCAGUACUUUUUAGCAGCUGUAUGCUACAGAGCAAAUUCUUUUCUUUUUGAAUUUCUUUUUUGUCUUGUCCACAGCACUCUCUGCUGACAACUGUCCAGAGAAGGAGAAAAUCCCUAUAGCAAACCUAUGCUGCUCUGGAUAGUUCCUGACACGAACAGAGGUGUCAGCAGAGAGCACUGUGGACAAGAGAAAAAAUACAUUUCUGUAGUAUACAGCUGCUAAUAAGUACUGGAAGGAUUAAAUGCGCACUGUCAGAUACAAAAACUUUUGAUAUGUUGUAAAGCAUGCAAAACCAAUAGGUUUCAAUUAGAAUUUUUUUUUUUUUAAUUUUCAGUAUUUCAUACUGAAAAAUACAGUCAAACAACUGCCCCCCCUGCCUGCCUAUACACAUACUAGUCCUGCUGUGUCCAUGCCUCAUCACCUAUGUCAUGGACACACUUCCUUGAUUGACAGCUGUGAGCGCAGGGCUCAUACCUGGAGGAAAAAUCCUCCCACUGUCAGCUUGUGUCCCGCUACUUUCAGUGAGGACAAGCUGGGAGUUGUAGUUUUGCUAAUGCUAGGGGAGAUAUGAGCAGACAGCAUACUGAGGGAGGGGGUGGAGACAUGCACAGUGAGGCCACGCCCCCUCCCUUUGAGAGUAAUUCAGGCUAGUGAGCUAAAUUAAAAGUGUAAUAAAAAAAUAAAAAAUAAAGGUGCUAGACACAUAAAAAUUAGAUGUACAUGGUCAGGAUUAGGUACUGAGUGAUAUAUUUAAAAAAUAAAUUUUUGUUGGAUCUGACGGGUACACUUUAAGAAGUUAUUUACAAAUCUGUUUAACUUUCUGGCACCAGUUCAUUUGAAAAAAAAAAGGGAGUACCCCUUUAAGCCUUAGUCACAUAAGAAGGGCUCUUCUUAAUACUGUAUCCACAUUAACUGAUCAUGACAUAGUAAUUUAUUUUGUAUUUGAUGCAUUUUGUAUGUAUUGUAAUUACUUUUAAAUAAAGAUUUUUUUUAUGUUUUACAUUUUUGUUA